UAGCCCAGUAGCCCAGAGAUUAUGCAAGAAAAACCUGUGCUGGUGUGGUGUGGGAAGAAUCAAAACAAACUAUAUGUUGUGAAUUAUGAAGAUGGAGCGAAAUUAAUUUGCAAUUAAUAUAAUUGAUGGGCGUAUAUUAAACAGAAUUUUUUAUUUUGCUUUAUGUGAAAAAACGUCGAAACAAUGACGAAGUUGUUCAGAAACGGCCACAUUUUCGCCGCUCUAUCAAAUCGGUGUAAAUAUAGUACUGCUCCAAAAUCUAUUUGUACUUUACACAUAAACGAUAAAGAAUAUCAAUCGGACAAUUUCACCAACGCGACGCCGAAAAUAAUUUCCUACUUGGGCCGUAACCUCCAUUUACAAAAAGGACAUCCUUUAUCAAACGUUCGCCAGCGGAUUGUGGACUAUUUCUAUAAAUCUUUUACUCACAGAGGGAAUCCUACGUUCAGUGUUUACGAUAAUUUGUCCCCAAUUGUCAGUGUGAAGCAAAAUUUCGAUGACCUACUUAUCCCAUUAGACCAUCCUAGCAGAGCAAAAUCUGACUGCUACUAUUUAAAUAAAGAAACGCUGUUCAGGGCUCACAUGACUGCUCAUCAAAGUGAAUUACUGCAUGCUGGCUUAGAUAACUUUCUAAUGAUUGGAGAUGUAUAUCGUAGGGAUGAGAUAGACUCUACACAUUUUCCUGUAUUUCAUCAAGUAGACGCAGUAAGGUCACAGCGCAAGGAGGAACUUUUUGUAGACCAUCCUGAUUUACAAAUCUUUGAACCAAUAUUUGAUCCACAAUACCCAGAAGCAUUUACCAACAGCACAACAGAUGCUCAUAAACAAAGUUGCCACACUUUAGAAGCUACCAAAUUAAUGGAAAACCAGUUAAAAACCCACUUAUUAGGAUUAGUUCAAACACUAUUUGGAAAUGAUAUCCGAUAUAGAUGGGUUGAAGCCUAUUUUCCUUUCACCCAUCCAUCUUGGGAACUUGAAAUUUACUAUGAGAACCAAUGGAUGGAAGUCCUGGGCUGCGGUAUAGUUAGAAAUGAAAUUCUUGCCCGGGCUGGCCCUAAUAACAGUAUAGCAUAUGCUUUUGGUCUGGGCCUGGAAAGGCUUGCUAUGGCUUUGUAUAAAAUACCAGACAUAAGAUUGAUGUGGAGCAAUGAUUCUGGUUUUUUGAACCAAUUCAACAAUAAGGAUGUUAAUGCAAAGAUUACUUAUAAACCAGUGUCAAUAUACCCACAGUGUGUGAAUGAUAUUUCAUUUUGGCUACCAAAUAAUAUUACUGUAGAUACUUUCAUAAAUAAUGAUUUCUAUGAUUUAGUCCGAGAUAUUGGUGGUGAUAUUAUAGAACAAGUGAAAUUAAAGGACAAAUUCAUACAUCCAAAAACCAAGAAACACAGUUUAUGCUACACCAUUGUGUAUAGACAUUUAGAACGAACUCUAACAAAAGCUGAAGUAAAUGCAAUACAUAAAGAGAUUGAGAAGGCAAUCACAGAUUCAUAUGAUGUUGUUAUUAGAUAAAUUUAUUUAAUUUCAGUAUUGACUAAAAUGGCAUUACAUACAUAAUACUAUUAUUUUGGUUAAUAAUUUAUGUGAACAACCUUUUGAACCUAACUCCCUAAUAGCCCGCUCUGCGUUAAGCGGGAGCACGGAGUGGGCGUCGCCCCUCUGCGUGUUUUUUUCAUGUUAUUUCAAAAAGCAGCGUUGCGUGAGGCGGGUUUCACGUAAAAAGGAUAAUUAAUAUAAUAAAUAAAAGGUUAAUAUGGAAUCACAUAAAAAGGCCGUUAUGCGGGAGCACGUACGUCCGUCGCGGAGAGAAAACCCGCUCCGUGCUUGGUCGUGGACAAACGGCCAUCGUAAGUUUAUUCGGCGCCAUGGUGCGAAAGCCCAGCCUGCGCCCCCACCUCGUCAGAAAAAGACGCUUUAUAUUUUUUUGUUUCAUUUAUUUAUUCUUAUUAGAUGUUCUUAACAUCUAAUACAAAAAUAGAACCUAAAGAAAAGUUUACUAGA
Chilo suppressalis (striped riceborer) is the source of this 1998-nucleotide messenger RNA. NCBI's taxonomy places the organism in Eukaryota, Metazoa, Arthropoda, Insecta, Lepidoptera, Crambidae. The record is from the annotation of a GenBank genome assembly.